Homalodisca vitripennis (glassy-winged sharpshooter) is the source of this 6209-nucleotide messenger RNA. RefSeq names its product myosin heavy chain, muscle (gene Mhc). Bases 83 to 6001 code for a protein of 1972 amino acids. NCBI's taxonomy places the organism in Eukaryota, Metazoa, Arthropoda, Insecta, Hemiptera, Cicadellidae. Gene Ontology annotation, cellular component: myosin complex. The transcript is spliced from 38 exons. Gene Ontology annotation, molecular function: actin filament binding; cytoskeletal motor activity; ATP binding. The record is from RefSeq and is a predicted model, not a curated record.
GUGCGCUCGACUUCGCUCGCAUCCGACAGGCAAAGGAGGGCUGUCCUGUGUCUCGCUGUUCUGAUCUCUCGAAAGUUCCAACAUGCCGAAGGUAGUAAAACAGGAGGGUGAUGAUCCCGAUCCCACCCCCUACCUGUUCGUCUCCCUUGAGCAGAAGCGUAUUGACCAGACUAAGCCUUAUGAUGCGAAGAAGGCAUGCUGGGUACCCGACGAGGCCGAGGGAUUCGUCCAGGGUGAGAUCAAGGCCACAAAGGGAGAUCUCGUAACCGUCACCCUCCCCAACGGCGAGACCAAGGACUUCAAGAAAGACUUAGUGGGCCAAGUGAACCCGCCCAAGUACGAAAAAUGCGAGGACAUGUCCAACUUGACCUAUCUGAACGACGCUUCAGUACUGUAUAACCUCAAGCAAAGAUACUAUCAUAAACUGAUCUACACGUACUCCGGCCUCUUCUGUGUGGCUAUCAACCCCUACAAGAGGUUCCCCGUAUACACCAACCGCUGCGCCAAGCUGUACAGAGGCAAGAGGCGUAAUGAAGUCCCUCCCCACAUCUUCGCCAUCUCUGACGGAGCCUACGUCAACAUGCUUACCAACAAAGAAAACCAGUCUAUGCUUAUCACAGGAGAGUCUGGUGCGGGAAAGACUGAGAACACGAAGAAGGUAAUUGCGUACUUCGCAACCGUCGGUGCUAGCACCAAGAAACCUACUGAGGAACAGUCCAAGAAGGGAACCCUGGAAGAUCAAGUCGUACAGACUAACCCCGUACUUGAAGCCUUUGGUAACGCUAAGACAGUCCGAAACGACAACUCCUCCCGUUUCGGUAAGUUCAUCCGUAUCCACUUCGGCCCCUCUGGAAAACUGGCCGGAGCUGACAUUGAGACAUAUCUGCUGGAGAAGGCUCGUGUCAUUUCCCAACAAGCCCUGGAGAGGUCCUACCACAUCUUCUACCAGAUCAUGUCCGGCGCUGUUCCUGGAGUCAAACAAAUGUGCGUCCUGUCCGACAACAUUUACGACUACUACAACGUCUCCCAGGGAAAGAUCACCAUUCCCAACGUCGAUGACGGCGAGGAGUUGACUCUCACGGAUCAAGCCUUCGACGUCCUGGGUUUCACCCAGGAGGAGAAGGACGACAUCUACAAGAUCACCGCCUCUGUAAUGCACAUGGGUGGCAUGAAGUUCAAGCAGAGGGGUCGAGAGGAGCAGGCUGAGGCUGACGGCACUGAGGAAGGUGACCGUGUUGCCAAGCUGUUGGGUGUUGACUGCGGCGAUCUCUACAAGAACUUGUUGAAGCCCAGGAUCAAGGUCGGUAACGAGUUCGUGACCCAGGGCAGAAACAAGGACCAGGUCGCCUAUUCCGUUGGUGCCCUUUCCAAGGGUAUGUUCGAUCGUCUCUUCAAGUUCCUCGUGAAGAAAUGUAACGAGACCUUGGACACGAAGCAGAAGAGGCAGCACUUCAUUGGUGUACUGGAUAUUGCUGGCUUCGAAAUUUUCGACUUUAAUGGGUUCGAGCAACUCUGCAUCAAUUUUACCAAUGAAAAGCUGCAACAAUUCUUCAACCACCAUAUGUUUGUCCUCGAGCAAGAAGAAUACGAACGAGAAGGAAUUAAGUGGGAGUUUAUAGAUUUUGGUAUGGACCUUCAGGCCUGCAUAAACCUUAUCGAAAAGCCUAUGGGUAUCUUGUCCAUCCUUGAGGAAGAGUCUAUGUUCCCCAAAGCUACUGAUAAGACCUUUGAGGAGAAGUUGAUGAACAACCACUUGGGCAAAUCUCCCAACUUCCAGAAGCCUAAGCCACCAAAGCCUGGUUGCCAGGCUGCUCACUUCGCCAUCGGUCACUACGCUGGCGUUGUCUCCUACAACAUCACUGGAUGGCUUGAGAAGAACAAGGACCCCCUGAACGACACUGUAGUCGACCAGUUCAAGAAGGGUAACAACAAGUUGUUGGUCGAGAUCUUCGCGGAUCAUCCUGGACAGUCUGGUGGUGCUGACGCUGGUGGUGGCGGCAAGGGUGGAAAGCGAGCCAAGGGUUCUGGAUUCUUAACCGUCUCCAUGCUAUACAGGGAACAGCUGAACAACCUGAUGACCACCCUGAGGAGCACCCAGCCUCACUUCGUCCGUUGUAUCAUCCCCAACGAAUUGAAGCAGCCUGGUGUAAUCGACUCCCAUCUGGUAAUGCAUCAGCUCACUUGUAACGGUGUACUUGAAGGUAUCCGUAUCUGUCGUAAGGGCUUCCCCAACAGAAUGGUAUACCCUGACUUCAAGCAGCGGUACAAGAUCCUCUGCCCCGCCGUUGUCAACAAGGUGAUCGCAAAUGAGGGCGACGACAAGAAAGUGUGCGAGGCUGUUUUGGACGAAGUUAAACUCAAUGCUGAGAGCUAUCGUCUGGGACACACCAAGGUGUUCUUCCGUGCCGGAGUCCUGGGUCAGAUGGAAGAGUUGCGAGACGACCGUCUGGGCAAGAUCAUGGGAUGGAUGCAGUCCUACAUCAGAGGUUACCUCAGCCGAAAGGAGUUCAAGAAGUUGCAGGAACAGAGGUUGGCCCUCCAGGUCGUACAGCGCAACUUGCGCAAGUACCUGUCUCUGCGCACCUGGCCCUGGUGGAAGAUGUGGCAGAAGGUCAAGCCCCUCCUCAACGUCACCAACGUGGAAGAGGAGAUGCGGAAACUAGAAGAGAAGGUGGCUAAGGCCGAGGAGGCUUACAAGUCUGAGGUUAAGGUUCGCAAGGAAUGCGAGGCCCUCAACGCUAAGCUCUUGGAGGAGAAGACCAACCUUCUGAAGAGUCUUGAGGGAGAGAAGGGAGAACUUGGACAAGUUCAGGAGCGUGCCAACAAGCUCUCUGCCCAGAAGGCCGACUUGGAGAGCCAACUCCAGGACACCCAGGACCGCCUGCAACAGGAAGAGGAUGCCAGGAACCAACUGUUCCAGCAGAAGAAGAAGCUGGAACAGGAAGUCGCUGGACUCAAGAAGGACAUCGAGGACCUCGAACUUGCCGUCCAGAAGUCCGACCAGGACAAGGCCACCAAGGACCACCAGAUCCGCAACUUGAACGACGAGAUCGCCCACCAGGAUGAGCUCAUCAACAAGUUGAACAAGGAGAAGAAGCUGUCCGGCGAGACCACUCAGAAGACCGCUGAGGAACUCCAGGCUGCUGAGGACAAGAUCAACCACCUCAACAAGGUCAAGACGAAACUGGAACAGACCCUGGACGAACUCGAGGACUCCCUGGAACGCGAGAAGAAGCUGCGUGGAGACGUUGAGAAGACCAAGAGGAAGGUUGAGGGCGAUCUGAAGUUGACUCAGGAAGCCGUCGCCGACCUCGAACGCAACAAGAAGGAACUGGAACAGACCAUUCAGCGCAAGGACAAGGAAAUCGCCUCUCUGACCGCCAAGCUCGAGGAUGAACAGUCCCUGGUUGGCAAGCUCCAGAAACAGAUCAAGGAACUCCAGGCCCGCAUUGAGGAACUCGAAGAGGAAGUUGAGGCUGAGCGACAGGCUAGAGCUAAGGCCGAGAAACAACGCGCUGACCUGGCUCGUGAACUGGAAGAGUUGGGAGAACGUCUUGAGGAAGCCGGUGGUGCCACCUCCGCCCAGAUCGAGCUCAACAAGAAGCGAGAAGCUGAGAUGAGCAAGCUCCGCCGAGACCUCGAGGAAGCCAACAUCCAGCACGAGUCCACCCUGGCCAACCUCCGCAAGAAGCACAAUGACGCCGUUGCUGAGAUGGGAGAACAGAUCGACCAACUCAACAAGCUGAAGGCUAAGGCUGAGCACGACCGCAACUCCGUGCACAACGAGCUCAACAACACCCGUGCCGCCGUCGACCAGCUCACCAGGGAGAAGGCCGCCACUGAGAAGGUCGCCAAGCAGCUGCAACAGCAACUGAACGACGUCCAGGGCAAGCUUGAUGAAACCAACCGCACCCUCAACGACUUCGACGCCGCCAAGAAGAAGUUGAGCAUCGAGAACUCCGACCUGCUCCGCCAACUGGAGGAGGCCGAGUCUCAGGUGUCUCAGCUCAGCAAGAUCAAGAUCUCUCUGACCACCCAGCUCGAGGACACCAAGAGGUUGGCCGACGAGGAGUCCAGGGAGCGUGCAACUCUCCUUGGAAAGUUCCGCAACCUGGAACACGACUUGGACAACCUGCGCGAACAGGUUGAGGAGGAAGCCGAGGGCAAGGGUGACUUGCAGAGGCAGUUGAGCAAGGCCAACGCUGAAGCUCAACUGUGGCGAUCAAAGUACGAGAGCGAAGGAGUCGCUCGGGCUGAGGAGCUGGAGGAGGCUAAGCGCAAACUCCAGGCUCGUCUGGCCGAGGCUGAGGAGACCAUCGAGUCACUGAACCAGAAGGUGAUCGCUCUGGAGAAGACCAAGCAGCGUCUGUCGACCGAGGUGGAAGACCUUCAACUCGAGGUGGACCGCGCUACUGCUGUUGCCAAUGCCGCUGAGAAGAAGGCCAAGGCCAUCGACAAGAUCAUCGGCGAAUGGAAGCUCAAGGUUGAUGAUCUCGCUGCCGAGCUUGACGCUAGCCAGAAGGAGUGCAGGAACUACUCUACUGAGCUGUUCAGGCUGAAGGGUGCUUAUGAGGAGGCCCAGGAACAACUGGAGGCUGUGCGCCGUGAGAACAAGAACUUGGCUGAUGAGGUCAAGGACCUGCUGGACCAGAUCGGAGAGGGAGGCCGAAACAUCCACGAGAUCGAGAAGGCCCGCAAGCGAUUGGAAGUGGAGAAGGACGAACUGCAGGCCGCUCUGGAAGAGGCCGAAGCCGCUCUGGAACAGGAGGAGAACAAGGUUCUGCGAUCACAGCUGGAGCUGUCCCAGGUCAGACAGGAAAUCGACAGGAGGAUCCAGGAGAAGGAAGAGGAAUUCGAGAACACAAGGAAGAACCACCAGCGUGCUCUGGACUCAAUGCAAGCCAGCUUGGAAGCCGAGGCCAAGGGUAAGGCUGAGGCUCUGCGCAUGAAGAAGAAGUUGGAAGCCGACAUCAAUGAGCUCGAAAUCGCUCUGGACCAUGCCAAUAAGGCCAACGCCGAAGCUCAGAAGAACAUUAAGCGGUACCAGGCCCAACUUAAGGACGUGCAGACCGCCCUGGAGGAAGAACAGCGCGCUCGUGAUGAUGCCCGAGAACAGCUGGGUAUCAGCGAGAGGCGAGCAAACGCUCUGCAGAACGAACUGGAAGAGUCGAGGACACUACUGGAGCAGGCCGACCGUGGCCGACGACAGGCCGAACAGGAAUUGAGCGACGCCCAGGAACAGCUGAACGAGCUGAGCGCACAGGCUACCAGCGCGUCAGCAGCCAAGAGGAAGCUGGAGAGCGAACUCCAGACACUCCACGCCGACCUGGACGAGCUGCUCAACGAGGCCAAGAACUCCGAAGAGAAGGCGAAGAAGGCGAUGGUGGACGCUGCCCGACUUGCCGACGAGCUCCGCGCCGAACAGGACCAUGCCCAGACACAAGAGAAGCUGCGCAAGGCGCUUGAGACACAGAUCAAGGAACUCCAGGUGAGACUGGACGAAGCCGAGAACAACGCACUGAAGGGUGGAAAGAAGGCCAUCGCCAAGCUGGAACAGCGUGUGCGAGAGCUGGAGAACGAACUGGACGGUGAACAGAGACGGCAUGCGGACGCCCAGAAGAACCUGAGGAAGUCCGAGCGCCGCAUCAAGGAGCUUAGCUUCCAGGCCGAUGAAGACCGCAAGAACCAGGAGCGCAUGCAGGAUCUGGUAGACAAACUGCAGCAGAAGAUCAAGACCUACAAGAGACAGAUUGAGGAGGCAGAAGAGAUCGCCGCACUCAACCUCGCCAAGUUCCGCAAGGCACAACAAGAACUGGAAGAAGCGGAAGAGAGAGCAGACCUCGCAGAGCAGGCUAUUGCCAAGUUCAGAUCGAAAGGACGAGCGGGAUCAGCGGCGCGUGGUUCCAGCCCGUUGACACACAGACCACCCCCCAUCAGGCCGACAUUCGAUGGCGCUUCUUUCCCACCCAGGUUCGAUCUACACCCUGAUGGGGACUUCUGAGCGCUUCUUUGUUGAUUUGUUACUCAAUGGAUAUGUAUUUAUUUUGAAGAAUGACUAAGUUAUUUAUGUAAAAUAAUUCCAAAGCUAGCCUCGGCUAGCUGCUACAGUUCACGAUAAACCGUACACGCAAACACUAUUAUUAUUAUUAUAUAUAUACAUUGGCUUCUUUAAUGUUAUUUAAUAAAGAAGUUUAAAUCGUGAUAUUGUA